GGCGUUUUUAGCAACCUCUGCACGUCUGGCCUGAUUUUGCAAAUCGGUUCUUCUCGCCUCUUUUUCUUUUUUUUUUUUUUCCUCCCCCAGAGCCUUGGAAAGGCCGUUCCGUCCCGCGAGGGAAACAGAGCCGUUGACUAUGGUUGCAACCGGCAGUUUGAACAGUAAGAACCCGGCCAGCAUUUCAGAGUUGCUGGACUGUGGCUACCACCCAGGAAGCCUGCUGAGUGAUUUUGAUUACUGGGAUUAUGUUGUUCCUGAACCCAAUCUCAAUGAGGUGGUAUUUGAGGAGACUACCUGCCAGAAUUUGGUUAAAAUGCUGGAGAACUGUCUAUCCAAAUCAAAACAGACCAAACUCGGCUGCUCCAAGGUCCUUGUUCCUGAGAAACUGACCCAGAGGAUCGCUCAGGAUGUCCUGCGCCUCUCCUCCACAGAGCCCUGUGGCCUCCGAGGGUGUGUAAUGCAUGUGAACCUGGAAGUUGAAAGUGUGUGUAAGAAGUUGGAUAGGAUUGUGUGUGAUUCUAGCGUGGUGCCUACGUUUGAGCUGACCCUUGUGUUUAAGCAGGAAAAUUGCUCGUGGACUAGCUUUAGGGAUUUUUUCUUCAGUAGAGGUCGCUUCUCAUCUGGACUUAAGCGAACUUUGAUCCUCAGCUCCGGAUUUCGACUUGUUAAAAAAAAGCUUUACUCACUGAUUGGAACGACAGUCAUUGAAGAGUGCUAACGAGGAUUGGUUUUUAAAGCUCUUUAUGACUGGGUAAUAAAACUAUGCAGCUAAGUUAAGUCAAAACCCUUUGUAGCUUUCCCUGCCUGGCCUAAAAAAAAAA
Ochotona princeps (American pika) is the source of this 824-nucleotide messenger RNA. It is a transcript of the gene DDIT4L, whose product is annotated as DNA damage inducible transcript 4 like. Gene Ontology annotation, cellular component: cytoplasm. Gene Ontology annotation, biological process: negative regulation of signal transduction. The record is from RefSeq and is a predicted model, not a curated record. The transcript is spliced from 2 exons. Bases 140 to 721 code for a protein of 193 amino acids. NCBI's taxonomy places the organism in Eukaryota, Metazoa, Chordata, Mammalia, Lagomorpha, Ochotonidae.